AUGAACAGACAGUUCUGUUUCCUCAAGUUGUUAAUCGAGCGCCGAGGCCAGGAGCAGAAGAGUACCAUGGUGAUCAGCUUCAGUUGCCCGGCAAGUAGUAGAAAACUGACAUGGUUUUUGGCCUUACUGUUCAUAAUGGCUCGAGUCUAUGGCCAGUCUACUUCUGGGUUCAUAAGCAUCGAUUGUGGAAACAGUAACACCUACAACGACAUCACAACAGGAAUACAGUACCAGUCAGACGUUGGAUUUGUCGAGGGCGGUUUGAGCUACAACAUUUCAGCGGAGGCUCCUGUGGCGAAUGAGCAACAAAAAACCCUGAGGAGCUUCCCUGAAGGAUCACGAAAUUGCUAUGCGCUGCCAUCCAGCAUUGGUAAGAAGUAUCUGUUGAGGGCCACAUUUACUUACCGCAACUAUGAUGGGUUGAACAGGACUAUGGACGGGUCACCGUUUCUGUUUGGGCUACAUAUCGGCGUCAAUUUCUGGGAGACGGUGAACUUGACGAAUUGGAAUGAUCCGCUAAUGAAGGAGGUGCUCACCGUUGCUCCGGGCGACUCCGUGUCGGUCUGUCUGAUAAACUUCGGUACAGGGACUCCAUUCGUGUCUUCGUUGGAGCUGAGGCCACUGCAAGAUGCGAUGUACCCUUUUGUGAAUUCUUCGGUGUCAAUCAGCUACUUUAAACGGUUCAGAUUUGGUAACAUCACUGACCAUAUCACAAGUCAAUUACAUGAAAGAAGUCAAGAAGCACUACAAUUUGGCACGAAUAAAGAGAGUAUUCCUGGAAAGGUUUGA
Molecule: messenger RNA, 789 nt
Organism: Triticum turgidum subsp. durum (durum wheat)
Lineage: Eukaryota; Viridiplantae; Streptophyta; Magnoliopsida; Poales; Poaceae
Source: the annotation of a GenBank genome assembly